CUCUCUAUUAUUCUGCUCUAACCGAGAGACCCGAAGGAUCUGCAGUAGUAGAGAGUGGCCGGAUGGUGAAAUCCAACCUCCAGCGGAUAUUAAAUAGCCACUGCUUUGUCAGAGAAAAGGAAGGAAAUAAAACCAACAUGCCUCUUAUUAGUAUGACCAGUAACAAAUCACGUAAUGAAAGUUCCAGGGCUUCCCUGAAUUGCUGUAGUAACCUGCGUCCCGGGCCUCAGUGGUGCUCCGAUGCCCCUCACCCACCCCUGAAGAUCCCAGGUGGGCGAGGGAACAGUCAACGGGAUCACAAUCUUUCAGCUAAUACAGUUUACUCGGAUAAUCGGCUGAUCGUGACCGAAGAGCCUUCUACCAGCAGGACUAGAAUUCUCCAGAUCCAGUCCAGGCUCACUGACUCCAGAAAGAUCAGCUGGAGAACAGUGCUCAAUAACAGCAACGUCUACAUCGAAAUCCCAGGGGGGGGGCUCCCUGAGGGCAGCAAGGACAGCUUUGCCCUCCUGCUAGAGUUUGCAGAGGAGCACCUACAAGUGGAGAAUGUUUUCAUCUGCUUCCACAAGAACCGGGAUGAUCGAGCGGCACUGCUUCGUACCUUCAGCUUUCUGGGCUUUGAGAUUGUGAGACCAGGCCACCCCCUCGUCCCGAAACGACCAGACGCAUUCUUCAUGGCCUACGCAAUUGAGAGAGACUCUUCGGAUGAAGAAUAACGGACACCUUUGCUGAAUCUUGAAUUUCUUUCCUCCCUGAUUUUGUAAACGUAUGAACCAGUAGAAAUCGUUAGCAUUUCCUUUUUCUUUUUGAGUCAAUCUGUACAGCAGGGUUUACACAUUGUGUUGUGCUGCAUUAGGGUUUGGUGAUUUUUGUUUUUUCCUUCUGUUAUCUGCACUGUGCAAAAUACUUUUGUGUGCUUGCAUGCCUAGCCACCCUAGUGGUGACUUGAAUUUUAAAAUAACAACAAAAGGAUGUUUAAUGUCCAGACUUCUAUCAUCUUUCUGAAUUAAGAUUUCCGACCUGCGUGUUUUGUGAUUGUGUGCAAAAUAAAUUGCUCACCCUAAA
Acipenser ruthenus (sterlet) is the source of this 1062-nucleotide messenger RNA. Its product is annotated as ornithine decarboxylase antizyme 1-like. Gene Ontology annotation, molecular function: ornithine decarboxylase inhibitor activity. Lineage: Eukaryota; Metazoa; Chordata; Actinopteri; Acipenseriformes; Acipenseridae. The record is from RefSeq and is a predicted model, not a curated record. Gene Ontology annotation, cellular component: nucleus; cytoplasm. Gene Ontology annotation, biological process: positive regulation of protein catabolic process.